Molecule: messenger RNA, 2557 nt
Organism: Pteronotus mesoamericanus
Lineage: Eukaryota; Metazoa; Chordata; Mammalia; Chiroptera; Mormoopidae
Product: zinc finger protein OZF-like
Exons: 4
Coding region: 134-1780 (548 amino acids)
Biological process (GO): regulation of transcription by RNA polymerase II
Molecular function (GO): DNA-binding transcription factor activity, RNA polymerase II-specific; RNA polymerase II cis-regulatory region sequence-specific DNA binding
Source: RefSeq, a predicted model, not a curated record
AGAUCGAGGGUCCCAGCGGACGCGGGUGGCUUUCCUGAGGUUGCCGAGUGGUUAGUGCCUGCGGACCAGGCAAGGGCGUGAGAAGACGGGGCGGAUCUGUGUGCUCCUGCAGCCUGCCCGUGCCCAGGUCACCAUGGUCAUUGGAAGGAUGGUCACCCAGCCACUGACCAAGAAGACCCUGGGGUCAGUGGCGUUCAGGGAUGUGAUUGUGGACUUCACCCCGGAGGAGUGGCAGCAGCUGAAGCCUGCGCAGAAGGACCUGUACAGGGACGUGAUGAUGGAGACCUACUGGAACCUGGUCUCGCUGGACUUGGAGACUACACCUGACAUGAAAGAAUUGGACCCACAGGAGGACGAUUGGGAAGACAAACCAUCUGUUGUGGUUGUUGCAGAAGGACCCCUGAGGGAUGGUGUCCAGGGUUCUACAUGUGAAGGAGCAGGGACACAGGGUGACUGGACGGGGUGGCAACAGAGGAACCCAGGGACCUGCCUGGGGCAUUUGGACAUAUCCCAAGUGUUAGCCCCUGAAUAUUGUGAAUUUAAGGCAUUCAUCCACCAAAGUCCCAUGUGGGCCCCAACAGUAUCAGAGAGACGGAGAGGAACGGAGAUGCACCUGUUUACCAUGUGUGGGAAGGACUCAGGUACUUCAACACCCAUUUCUCUGUCCAACCUCAGUGCAGAGAAGAAGCCAUACAAGUGUGGGGAAUGUGGCAAGGCCUUCAGCUAUAACUCCUCCCUGAGGAUGCAUCAGCGAAUCCACACUGGGGAGAAGCUCUUCUCAUGCCAUACGUGUGGAAAGCAGUUUACUCAGCAGUCAUCCCUCACUAUCCACCAGCGCGUGCACACGGGGGAGAAACCAUAUGUGUGUGGGGACUGUGGCAAGGCCUUCAUGCUGAAGGUGAGCAUCAUCCAGCACCAGAGAACGCACACUGGGGAGAAGCCAUACGUGUGUGGUGACUGCGGCAAGGCCUUCAGGCUGAAGGCUCACAUCAUCUUACAUCAAAGGACGCACACCGGAGAGAAACCGUUCAUGUGCGGGGACUGUGGCAAGGCCUUCAGACAGAAAGGGAACCUCAAAGAGCACCAGAGGAUGCACAAUGGGGAGAAGGCCUAUGUGUGUGGGGACUGCGGCAAGGCCUUCAGCCAGAAGACAAACAUCAUCCGGCACCAGAGAACGCACACGGGGGAGAAGCCAUAUGUGUGUGGGGCCUGCGGCAAGGCCUUCAGCCGGAAGGAGACCCUCAGCGAACACGAGAGGACACACAAUGGGGAGAAGCUGUAUACGUGUGAGUACUGUGGUAAGACCUUCAUCCAGAAAGGGCACCUCAUCCGGCACCAGAGGAUGCACACUGGCGAGAAGCCAUUCACAUGUGGCAACUGCGGCAAGGCCUUCAGACAGAAGGGGAGCUUCAAGGAGCACCAGAGGAUGCACACUGGGGAGAAGCCAUAUGUGUGUGGAGACUGUGGGAAGGCCUUCAGCCAGAACGAGUACCUCACCCUACACCAGAGGACACAUACUGGGGAGAAGCCAUAUGCUUGCGGUCAGUGCAGCAAAGCCUUCAGGCAAUACUCCUCCCUCAGGACACACCGGCGCGUGCACACUGGAGAGAAGCCCUACAGGUGCAGUCAGUGUGGCAAAGCCUUUAGCCAAAACUCAUCGCUGAGGACACAUCAACGCGUGCACACUGGAGAGAAGCCCUAUAAGUGCAGCCAGUGCGACAAGGCCUUCAGCAAGAACUGUUCUCUCAGGAAACACAGGCAUGUGCACACCGGGGACUAGCCCUACCAGUGCUCUGUCUGCCAGAAGUGCUUCAUAACACGCUUGUCCCUGCAGGGGAACGUGACCAACCACCCCAUGGAGAAGCUUUAUAAGUAUGGCCAGUAUAGCAAAGCCUUACAGGAACUUCCUCCUUCCUGUCCACCAGAGGAUCCACGUGGAAGAGAAGCCUUACGAGUGUGGCAAGUGUGGGAAAACCUUCAGCGGGAACUUAAACCUCACCAGUCACAUAGUAGGAAGCUGGGGAUCUCAGAGUCCAAACUCGACAGGCAGGUCAUGAGCCCAUGGGCAGUGCCAGACUUGAUAUUGGAGCCCAUCGAUAGGGUGCAAGAGAAGUUCUGCGGAGAGUGGUAUUAGGAAUGUGGGUGCCGGGGACAGGCCACAACAUGCUCACUGUUCGUAUCCUCAGUGCCAUGCGGAAAGGAAGCCCACCAACAGGUCUAGAAUCUGGGAUUGUGUCCAGAGGUGCUCUGGCUCCUGACUGAGCUGGAAUAAGCUGACAUAUCACUUUGGACAACACAUUUAGAGUCUCUGGGUCUCCAUCUCCUGCAUAGUCAAGUGGAGGAGGGGGAGGAGAAAGGAAAAAGGGAGAGGCCGGCUCCAUGGAACAUUGUCACUUUGUCACUCAUGCCUGGAUCUAGUCCAGAGAUCAGGUUGUCGCCAUUUGUGUGUUUCUUCAUUUUCCCCACACACAACCUCUAGUUCCCCUGCAACACCAGCUGGAAGGUCCCACGCUUGUAAGCUGUAGAAGUUACCAGGUGGUUCACAAGGAGGAAAAAU